CUAGACCAGCGUUUACCCCUUUUUAAGCAUGAGGCACACCUUGGAAAAGAGUUUUUCUUGGGGAGGGGGCCCGCCUAAGGUAUACUGUACUGUAGGUAUACUGCCCCAUGUUGGUGGGACCUGCCUUAUAACACGUGCUCCUCCAUGGACGGUAAACCAGAAAACACACGGGAGACGGGAAGGUGGAGCGGAGAAAAUUAGCCCUGAAGAUGAUUUAUUCUCAACCUAGUUAUGUUCGUGAUACCUUGGAAAUAGAUCAACAAGUUCUACGAGAUUUAUUGGACCUACUCUCAGAUAAUGAUACGUCACAAGAGGCCAAACGACAAAUGGAAAAUACUGCAUACUAUUUGGAAUUGCCAUCGGACCCCACAGCAUUCUUUAAGUCUUUGAGUUACUUCUGGAUUCGGCCCGACGGUAUGGAAUCAUUACUGAGAAGGAACAUCGCUAUAUGUUUGUGCCUACGCCUGUCGUGCCAACCUAUUAUAUGCUACCUAAGAUGCACAAGAGUAUGACCAACCCCCCAGCCACUGGUGUUGGACUUGGCAUCACAUCUGAGAGAUUCCAUGCACCUAAUGGAACGUUUGGAAGAUACAUCAUUACCGGAGGAAUUCUUAUUGGUAACCUGUGAUGUGGAGUUUUUGUACUCAAACAUCAGACAUGAAGAUGGCAUCAGAGCAGUUACAGAGAUUCUUAACACACAAGGUUCAUGGGCACAAUGUCAAGAAUUUAUUGAACACCUGAACGAAAACAACUUGCAGAUUCGUUUGACAUCGCAAAUCUCGGAUAUAAUGGUGGACUUUUUAGAUCUAAAGUUAAUUCGGAAUGGGAAUCAAAUCACAACCUCUCUGCAUCGUAAAGAGACAGCAACAAAUAAUGUGUUACAUUUUGGAAGUUUUCAUCCGGGACAUACCCGUAGAGGGAUACCCAUGGGUCAAUUUUUAAGGUUGAGACACAAUUGUUCGCAAAUGGAGGAUUUUAAAAAACAUGCAAGAGAUCUAAUGGAGCGCCUAAGAGUGAGAGGUUACCCUAAAAAGGUUAUUUCAAAAGCUUUCCAAAAAGCGUUGCAUUCUGAGAGAAAUGAUUUGUUGAAACCAAGAACACGAUUGGAGGAUACAUCUUUACGUCUUAUCACACCGUACAAUAACCAGUGGAAUCAGAUACGACAAUUGUUAUACCAACAUUGGACCAUUUUGAAAUCGGAUUCGAAGUUAAAUUCUCUAAUACCAUCUACUCCAUUGUUGACGGCAAAACGGUCUCGGAACCUAAAGGAUAUCUUGACUCAGAGCCACUUCACUAGACCGAGAGGAAAGAGGAACAAAAGGCUGGAAUACAUUGGUUCAUUCCCAUGUGGUGAGUGCUCUAUAUGCCAGUAUAUGGAACCUACAUGGGAUUUUGUGGAUCUAAGAGAGGGCACUCGACUACAUCUUAAACAAUAUAUUAAUUGUAAAUCUAGGAAUGUUGUUUACGCCAUCUUAUGCCCCUGCAAUCAGGUCUAUGUGGGCCAGACGACACAGGAAUUGAGGAAACGAAUCCAGAAACAUCUUUCUACAAUCUCCUUAGCUGACAGAGAUUUUAGAAGUGAAAAAACUCUGACAUCGGUGGCAGCCCAUUAUAGGAGAUAUCAUGCAGUUUCUGACCUUAAUUGGACCAUUGAGGGAUUAUUUGUCAAGUGAUUGCCAUACAAGGGGGAUAUAUCAACAUCGUUAGAAAUAUGAUCCGAGGCUUUGGCUCAGUACCAUCUCUUAGUCUAGAAAUAUAUGGAGACCCUCUCUAUGGGCCCGUGUCAAGCACUGGCUCUACUGGACUAUGUAUGGCCACCAAAAAACACUAAACACUUUCGUAUCGGAAACCGGACUUGCACCGAUCAGCUCUAAUGUAUAACAAGACAACCCCCUGUAAAGCGUUACUGUCUUUUCGAUAAACUUCUAUUGAUUUGGUUCGAUUAAAGCUAAUGUGAUCCCUACCAUAUUUGUAAAUCACUUUUAUUUUCCAAAAAUGACCCCACCCACUAGGCAUCCUCCUUCCCUGCAAUCUGCUAUCCACUG
This is a messenger RNA of Hyla sarda, 2045 nucleotides long. RefSeq lists its product as uncharacterized. Lineage: Eukaryota; Metazoa; Chordata; Amphibia; Anura; Hylidae. Bases 564 to 1673 code for a protein of 369 amino acids. The transcript has 8 exons. The record is from RefSeq and is a predicted model, not a curated record.